AUGCAGCUUCUGGGUCUUGGUGCCAUGCUUCUAGCCCAGCUGGGUGUCAGUGCCGCGACCUUCACCUUGAGUGAGGUUCAGGCACAGAUCGAGGCUUAUCAAGAGCAGAAUGGAACCCACGUUGCGCCGUUCGAUCCCCAGUUUGGCUGUACUCUAGCUUGUGGCUUCUUAGCCUUCAGCCGGCCUGGAAAGCUUUCAUACCCCAAUAGCUUGGCUUAUGAAUUCGAGGAGUCACGGUACUGGUCACAGCAACAAGCCUUCACUCGUCCCGCCUGUAGAUUUACACCAGGUGCGGCAGUCGACGUGUCGCUUGCUGUGCUGACGUCUCGUGUGACACAGUGCAAGUUUGCCGUCAAGAGCGGUGGCCAUGCCGCCUUUGCUGGUGCCUCCAACAUUGAGGGUGGCUUGACGCUGGAUCUGAGAAACCUGAACCGGGUUGUGGUCUCUGCUGAUAAGAAACAGACAUCCGUUGGCGCCGGAAAUAUAUGGUACGACGUUUACACCAAGCUUCAGCCCAUGGGCUUGACGGUCGUUGGAGGCAGAGUGUCUGCUAUUGGCGUCGGUGGCUUGACUCUGGGCGGAGGCAUUUCAUUCUUUUCUAACCGAUAUGGCUGGUCUUGUGACAAUGUCAAUAACUUCCAGGUUGUGUUCGCCGACGGAUCUAUCCGUCAUGUUAAUCCCCGUGCCUACCCUGACCUGUACUGGGCACUUCGUGGUGGAGGAAACAAUUUUGGUAUCGUGACUCGCUUCGACCUCGCGACGUAUCCUCAAGGUGAUAUGUGGGCUGGCUCUCAGGCCUUCCUUCUCACCAAUGAAACGGCGACUGCUAUAAACAAUGCCUUUUACCACUUGGCCAUCAACUCGCCGCAAGAUCCGUACGCUCAGAUCAUUAUUGCAUAUGCCUAUGUCCAGUCCCAAGGCGUGUAUGUUAUUGCUUCCGAUCUUCAGUACGGAAAGCCCACUCCCAACCCGGCUAUUUUGAACAAUUUUACCUCAAUCAAAGGACCUGUUGCAGACACGCUCCGUGUUACCAACCUGACGGGCCUGACCCUUGAAUUCAACAGCAGCAACCCUGGCGGCUUCCGACAAACCUAUUGGGCUCUCACGACUGGCAACGAUGCCGGUUUGAUGUCCGAAAUGGUUGCCAUCUACCAGGAUGAAGUUGAAAAGAUCAAGGACACACCUGGGAUUGUCCCCUCGGUGAUUUUCCAGCCCAUUUCUACGGACAUGACCAAGCUUAUGUCCAAAAACGGCGGUAAUCCCCUGGGUCUCGCCGGCCAAGGCCCCCUAAACUUGAUCAACAUUGACAUCUCGUGGUCCAACGAGGCCGACGACAUGCGCAUUAUUACCGCCGCCCAGAACAUGGCCACUCGCUUCGCCGCAGCUGCCGAGGCAAAGGGCUUGGACCACCCAUAUCUGUACCAGAACUACGCGGCUCUGCAGCAAGAUGUCUUUUUGAGCUACGGGGAGGUCAAUUUGGCGAGGUUGAAGUCCAUUCAGGCCAAGUAUGAUCCCACCAAGGCCUGGCAAAAGCUGCAGCCAGGAUACUUUAAGCUUGGAUAA
Molecule: messenger RNA, 1563 nt
Organism: Metarhizium brunneum ARSEF 3297
Lineage: Eukaryota; Fungi; Ascomycota; Sordariomycetes; Hypocreales; Clavicipitaceae
Gene: sol5
Product: Bifunctional solanapyrone synthase
Molecular function (GO): FAD binding
Source: RefSeq, a predicted model, not a curated record